Marasmius oreades (fairy-ring Marasmius) is the source of this 279-nucleotide messenger RNA. RefSeq lists its product as uncharacterized. The transcript has a single exon. Bases 1 to 279 code for a protein of 92 amino acids. The record is from RefSeq and is a predicted model, not a curated record. Lineage: Eukaryota; Fungi; Basidiomycota; Agaricomycetes; Agaricales; Marasmiaceae.
AUGUUAAAGUACUGGUACAUCGCCCAGGAUUUUGCCCCCAUCACGCCUCAUACUGAAACUGGUACUCUGCUCUAUAUUCCUACAACCUUGGAUGCUUUGGAAGUGUUAUCUCCUGCCUGGGACCCUCAUUAUGAAGACCCACCAUCUUCAGAAGGUGGAGAUGCUAAAUGGGAUUCUUUCCUGCACAAUGAUGACAUGUGGACAAUAGAUCUGGUGCCUCUUCUUCCCAAAAGCCCUUUGCCCCCCAUCCCCACUACUCGUCCAUCAUCCUCACCAUGA